AGUCGGAAGUGAAGGCCCUUUGCCUCAAAGCCAUGGAAAUCCUGGUUGAAGAGAGCAAUGUUCAGAGGGUCGAUGCUCCUGUCACGGAGGAUUCCUGGAAUCUCAUUGUUAAAUCUUUUAAAUGGACUGACCAUUCGAAGCUUGGAGACCUGCUAGAUGUGGCUUAUCAAGUGGUGGAUUAUGAUCAAUGUGACACUAAAAGUAACAACUGGUGGAAAAAUAUGUGGUGACAUUCAUGGGCAGUUCUAUGACAUGAAAGAGCUUUUCAAAGUAGGAGGUGAUUGUCCAAAGACAAACUACUUGUUUCUUGGAGAUUUUGUUGACAGAGGUUUUUACUCUGUUGAAACAUUUCUGCUUCUGCUAGCUCUGAAGGUGAGAUAUCCAGAUCGAAUAACACUUAUUAGAGGAAACCAUGAGAGUCGUCAGAUCACACAGGUAUACGGAUUCUAUGACGAGUGUCUGCGUAAAUAUGGUUCUGUGAAUGUUUGGAGAUACUGCACCGAUAUAUUUGAUUACUUAAGCCUGUCGGCCCUCAUUGAGAACAGGAUUUUUAGUGUCCAUGGUGGUCUCUCUCCUGCCAUAUCCACACUCGACCAGAUCCGAACAAUAGAUCGGAAGCAAGAAGUACCCCAUGACGGUGCCAUGUGUGACCUCCUAUGGUCAGAUCCCGAAGACAUUGUAGAGGGUUGGGGAUUGAGUCCCCGGGGUGCUGGUUACUUAUUUGGUGGCAGUGUUGUCACUUCUUUUAACCAUGAGAAUAAUAUUGAUUAUAUAUGUCGUGCCCAUCAAUUGGUAAUGGAAGGAUACAAGUGGAUGUUCAAGAAUCAAAUUGUUACUGUCUGGUCAGCCCCAAAUUAUUGUUACAGAUGUGGUAAUGUAGCUGCAAUUCUUGAGCUGGAUGAGAAUCUUAAUAAGGAGUUCCGGGUGUUUGAAGCAGCUCCACAAGAAUCAAGAGGAGCUCCUGCUAAAAAACCUGCACCAGAUUAUUUUCUCUGAAAUAUGGUUCAGAAGGCUCUUGUGUUAUCAUCCAAAUAUGCUUGAUGUGAUCGACAAGAUAAUAUAUGCAUUUGCAUCAUGAAGAAUGACCUCAUUGAUACCAAAAGAAUCAGUGGAUAGGCUUCUCAAUGAUGGGCUCCCUGGAAUGGCCAAGAAGAAUCGGACUUUUGGGUUCUUGAUGGGUUUGCCUUGUUUUCCUUGCCCAUAUUUACCAUCUUUUGAUGUUUAUCUGUAAUAAUAGUGUGUAUUACAUAAUAUGUUGUGCCACUGAAUCAUUGAAUAUAGAACCCCUAAUCUGUUACCCACAAAGAGAAAAGGGGUCACAUAAGGGGAGGAAUCUUUUUCCUUUCUCUUGGAAAUAUGAACACAAAAGAUAGGGUUGUGGAUCCUGAAGGAGAUAAUUGGAAGCAUCAUGAAAAAGGUUUUCAAGUUGGGUUAUGAUUCCUUGGAGCAAUAAAAUUGCUUUAUAAUUCA
Vitis riparia (riverbank grape) is the source of this 1470-nucleotide messenger RNA. RefSeq names its product serine/threonine-protein phosphatase PP-X isozyme 2. Gene Ontology annotation, biological process: double-strand break repair via homologous recombination; peptidyl-serine dephosphorylation. Gene Ontology annotation, cellular component: nucleus; cytoplasm. The transcript is spliced from 9 exons. NCBI's taxonomy places the organism in Eukaryota, Viridiplantae, Streptophyta, Magnoliopsida, Vitales, Vitaceae. Gene Ontology annotation, molecular function: protein serine/threonine phosphatase activity. Bases 157 to 996 code for a protein of 279 amino acids. The record is from RefSeq and is a predicted model, not a curated record.